ACGGAUAAGGUAUAAAGAGGUGCUUGGGAGUGCGACGUUAAGACCAACUCUUCAACUCUCAACAACUAUGAGGGCUCUGAACUCUUUCGCGGUUCAAUUUCUGAGGUGACUUUUGAGCGAAAUCGAUUAGGUAUUUGAUUAUUGAUGGCUGCAAGUGCAAACCCUUCUGGGAAUCAAGAAGGGAGCCAUGACACUUCUUCCUACAAUGGUGUCGCCAGUAGUGGGAACCCGUCCAAUGGCAAUUCUGGUUCAGUAGUGGAAAAUUCUGGUCUUGCCCAUACUCUGAAGCACAACCCUGGUCUGUCGAGAGAGUGGACGGCAGAGGAGCAGUCGAUCUUAGAUGAAGGGCUUGCCAAAUAUGCCUCUGAAACAAACAUAGUUCGGUAUGCAAAGAUUGCCAUGGAAUUGCAAGAUAAGACAGUCCGAGAUGUGGCAUUGCGUCUUAAAUGGAUGACAAAAAAGGAAAGCGGCAAGAGAAGAAAAGAGGAUCACAAUUUAACAAGGAAAAACAAGGACAAAAAGGAAAAAGUUACGGAUCCUUCAGCAAGAUCAUCAUCUCACUUGGUGGCCCGACCUAAUGUUCCUCCGUAUGCACUGCCAAUGAUCCCUGUGGACAAUGAUGAUGGAAUCUCUUACGAAGAUAUUGGUGGAGCUACAGGACAGAUGCUUGAGCAAAAUGCGCAGGCAUUUAAUCAAAUUUCAGCCAAUCUAUCCGCUUAUCAGAUACGGGAGAACGUCAAUCUCUUUUGCCGAGCUCGGGAUAAUAUCCUCACGAUCUUGAAAGACUUGAAUGACAUGCCGGGUGUAAUGAAUCAAAUGCCGCCACUUCCAGUGAAAGUGAAUGAAGAGCUUGCCAAUUCCAUUCUUCCUCGGACAACCGUUCCGAUGCAAUCAUGAUCCUGACUCAGGAUGUAGCCAAAAGGAGUGGACCUCAGGUGUUUGAAGUUUCCAUUUGGUUUUGAUGUGGGGAUGGGUGGUGGCCAUGCACGCUAGGGCGUCGUGACCCCUCUAAUGGCUCUGGUGCUGUACCGACCCCCCCCCCCCCCCCAAAGAAAAAGGAGAUAAAUCUCCCAUUGUAUAUUAGUGUUACAUUGUAUAGUUACAUCGUAUUUGUUCAUUAUGUUUCUUCCUUGAUGGAAUGGGAAGAAUUUGUA
Molecule: messenger RNA, 1154 nt
Organism: Telopea speciosissima
Lineage: Eukaryota; Viridiplantae; Streptophyta; Magnoliopsida; Proteales; Proteaceae
Exons: 8
Coding region: 145-897 (250 amino acids)
Source: RefSeq, a predicted model, not a curated record